This is a messenger RNA of Exophiala oligosperma, 1041 nucleotides long. RefSeq lists its product as uncharacterized. Lineage: Eukaryota; Fungi; Ascomycota; Eurotiomycetes; Chaetothyriales; Herpotrichiellaceae. Bases 573 to 884 code for a protein of 103 amino acids. The transcript has a single exon. The record is from RefSeq and is a predicted model, not a curated record.
CCCGACGUCGAAGUGAAUACCCAUCCUGGUACAUUCGGCAAAUCUCAAUUCCCUUUGGUCCAUUCUUCUUGUCAGCUGCCUGAGCCACUCAUUCGCAGUCUGGAACUGCCGUAUUGGUAAGACAGACAGUUUUUGCUCGUGGGGAAGCUUUUCGCUUGGUCAGAAGGCUGGUUCGACCACGGGACGCCCUGCGCAGAGAGAAGAAAAAAUCAUGCGCAUUCGGCCGAUUCGGGCACUCGAAGUCCGCCAGCACAUGUACGAUCUGCACUGACUGGCACUAAUCAGCCAUAAGCCAUGGCACGAUUCUUUCGGACGAGAUGCAAGGCAUAUCUCGGGCCCGCCGGUCAUGGCUGAAUCCGGGCUCCGAGUACGCGGAAACUAUUCAAAGGUCCUCGUCCGUGUGUACACUAGUGAUUGGAGGCGGAGGACGAGCGGAGGGUCGUGGUGGAAAGGCACUUCGCGACUUCUGGCGAGUCUAGCCGCUCUUGCGGGCUCCAAACGCUGAACACGAAAGCGAGAAACUUCGAUAGGCGACAGCUGUCGAACGGGCCAGGAAUGAGAAUCUCUCCGAUAUGAGGUUUUUUACCAGCAUUUUCGUAUCAUCCGUCGCUCGUCAUGGAGACUUUUGUUACUCGGGCACGGAGUCUCCACGGACGUCCACACGUUUUUUUCUCGCAAGGUGCAGGGUGUCCAUUGUGGUAUGCGGAUGUGUUUGCAAAUGUCACGCUACCGAGAGCCAGGACACCCUUUUGGUGGCAAUGAAACAAAUCCCCUGCCCAAAAGGGUACGAGUGGGAAGAAAUACAAAGGCUGAGACACAUGGGCAGACCGCCUGAAGCGAGGAGGUAUGGAUACUGGACUUGUAGAGGAAUCGAAGCCUGGUGAGCCUGACACACGCCACAGGGUAGCAAACAGGGAAGCCCGUUAACACCGACGGGGGUGCAGGGGAGUGCCCGGGGGAGGCCUGGAUGAGCCUACUGCACUCGCUCAAUAGCCCCGAGGGUGGCACUAUAGGCUUAGGUACGGAACUCCGCUUGUUCUU